GUUUUGCUCUAAAACCAGGAUAGUUGGUGAUAGUUGUGAUUAAUAGAUUGAUACUUUGCCAUAUUUUUUAUAAUUAUUAUAAAUUAAGUUUAUUAUGUCUUCGAAGCGUGCGACGAAUUUUACAAAAAGCGAAGAAGAUUUGUUAAUAAGAUUGGUUUUGACCGAAAAGAAUAUACUCGAAAAUAAAAAGACUGAUGCAAUUACCGCCAAAAAGAAGGCUGCAACUUGGGAGAAGGUAGCAUAUAAAUUUAACGCAUCAUCGGAGAACCCGAAUCGAACAGCAAAAAUUCUGAAGGAGAAGUAUACCAACAUCAAGCGAUUGGUUCGACGACGAAGAGUCGAAGUCUAUAAAAAUAUAUUUUUAAACGAAGACAAGCUACCUCCAGCAGAAAGCACAGAAGAAGUGAGUCCUGUAUUUCUAACUCGAAAUAAUGGAAUAGAUACGAGUGUGGAUGAGUUGUCAGCUAGAAUUGAUGACAAUGCAAUGGUAGAUGAACAACAUUCUGACGCUGAUACAGAAUUCUUAAAAAAACAAAUUUUGGAAGAGCAACUUCAGCACGCACGUCUCGAGCAUGAACAAAAAAUGAGGCAAACCGAGAUUCAAAUUAUGCAAUCAAAAGAACUCCAUGAAAUGCAAAUGAAAAUUUUAAAAAUGGAGCUGAAAAUAAAAACAUCACAAUUGCCUUAAAUAAUAAAUAUGCAAAAUAAUGCAGAUAUUGAUUUAUAAAACAAACUUCGGAAGAGCAACUUCAGUACGCUUGGCUCGAGCGUGGUCAAAAUUUAAGACAAAUUGAAAUUGACAUGAUGCAAUCGAAAGAAG
Molecule: messenger RNA, 820 nt
Organism: Teleopsis dalmanni
Lineage: Eukaryota; Metazoa; Arthropoda; Insecta; Diptera; Diopsidae
Product: myb/SANT-like DNA-binding domain-containing protein 4
Exons: 3
Coding region: 95-688 (197 amino acids)
Source: RefSeq, a predicted model, not a curated record